GGCCAGCAGAGCUCCGUCGCCGCCGUCAUCAUCACCCACUGCUGCCCGCUGUUCCCGCGCCGCCACUGCCGCCCCGUGCUGUCCCAGCGCGCCCCCAACCGCGGCUACCGCCUCCGGUCGGCCGGUGAGCAAACCGACGAGCAGCCUCCUUGCCCCGCCGCCGUGAGGGGGUCGCUCGGCCGGACCCUGAGCCUCGCCCUCUCGCGCUGCGGCCGCCCGCGCCUCCUCGAACGCCUGCCCGGCAUGAAGACCAAGUUCUGCAACGGGGGCGAGGCGGAGCCCUCUCCUCUCGGGCUGCUGCUGAGUUGCGGCGGCAGCAGCGCGACCCCGGCACCCGGCGUGGGGCAGCAACGCGACGCCGCCAGCAACCUCGAGCCCAAGCCCCUGGGCGGCCGGCAGCCGCCGCUCGCGUUGCCCCCGCCGCCGCCCCCGCCGCUGCCGCUGCCCCCGCCGCCGCCGCCGGCCGACGAGCAGCCGGAGCCCCGGACGCGGCGCAGGGCCUACCUGUGGUGCAAGGAGUUCCUGCCCGGCGCCUGGCGGGGCCUUCGCGAGGACCAGUUUCACAUCAGUGUCAUCAGGGGUGGCCUCAGUAACAUGCUGUUCCAGUGCUCCUUACCCGACACCAUGGCCACCACUGGUGACGAGCCCCGGACAGUGCUCCUGCGUCUGUACGGCGCCAUUUUAAAGAUGGUGAGUGUUUUGAUAAAGCUGUGGAAUGGAAAGAGGUCCUGUAAUAAAGAGGGAUCCGAACAAGCUCAGAAAGAAAAUGAAUUGCAAGGGGCCGAGGCCAUGGUUCUGGAGAGCGUGAUGUUUGCCAUUCUUGCAGAGAGGUCACUCGGGCCUAAGCUGUACGGCAUCUUUCCACAAGGCCGCCUGGAGCAGUUUAUCCCGAGCCGGCGAUUAGACACUGAACAAUUAAGUUUGCCAGAUAUUUCUGCAGAAAUAGCUGAGAAAAUGGCCACAUUUCAUGGUAUGAAAAUGCCAUUCAAUAAGGAACCAAAAUGGCUUUUUGGAACAAUGGAAAAGUACCUAAAUCAAGUGCUGAGAAUUAAAUUUACUGGGGAAGCUCGGAUGAAGCAGCUGCACCGAUUCCUCGGUUACAACCUGCCUUUGGAACUGGAGAACCUGAGAUCGUUACUUGAAUCCACUCCAUCUCCAGUGGUGUUUUGUCAUAAUGACUGUCAGGAAGGUAACAUCCUGUUGCUGGAAGGGACAGAAGAGGCUGAAGGACGGAAGCUCAUGCUCAUUGACUUUGAGUACAGCAGCUAUAAUUACAGGGGAUUUGACAUUGGCAAUCACUUCUGUGAGUGGAUGUAUGAUUAUAACUAUGAAAAGUACCCAUUUUUCAGAGCAAACAUCCUCAACUACCCCACCAAGAAACAACAGCUCCAUUUUAUUUCCAGUUACUUGGCUGCAUUCCCAAAUGAAUUUGAAAACCUCAGUAAUGAAGAAAAGUGCAUUAUAGAAGAAGAAAUGUUGGUUGAAGUCAACAGGUUUGCCCUGGCGUCCCAUUUCUUCUGGGGACUUUGGUCCAUCGUACAGGCCAAGAUUUCAUCCAUUGAAUUUGGGUACAUGGAGUAUGCCCAGGCGAGGUUUGAUGCCUAUUUCGACCAGAAGAGGAAGCUAGGGGUGUGAUGGGGGAUGCCGUCAUACGCUUCAUCCCUGGACUGCGAGGGGCGGCCCAGCCUGCGGGCCCCUCUGCUCCGACCGCUGCAGGAAGGCGGGGUGUCGCUGCCGCACACAGACGUGUAUGAUACGAGAGACUGUAUUAAAAUUGAGUAACAUUUAUUCCAUAUCUUGUUUACGAUUUCACUAGGACUCAAAUGAGAUCGGGCAGCAGAAAUCUAGUACAAUAGUGCAAUAUCUCAGAUUCCUUUUAACCUAGUGGGCAUUUCAUAUCUGGGGUCUGCAGCUUCCGUCAAGUACAGCGAACAGCAAGAGUAAACAGUGUAACCGCAGGUACUUUUUGGGUUAACGUUAAUUUUUGCAGGGUUUUGAUUACCCUGCCGGGGAGCAUUGUACCCGGCUCUGUCGGUAACACUGCAGACACGCUCCCCCCCGAGGACAGACUGGUUGUGAUGUGGCUCGGCAGCCUGCCCGCGCAUCUCCGGAAGCUGCUCCUUCAUCCUUUUGGUCCCAGUGGCUGACGCUGGAGGCCGCAGGCCGCGCCGGGCGCUGCGAGCCGCGGUGGGACCUGCUGUCCGUCGGGGUGCGCGUGGCUCCCUGGACCUGCUGAGCGUAUUGUGAUACGGACGAAGCUCUUCCUAACAGGAUGUAGCCUCUGCCGCACGCUCCUCAGAACUGAACGAGCUGUCAACCCCGGCUUUGGGCAGACAGUGAGCUGCGGCCACAGAGGGCCCAUGGCUGGACGAGGGGCAGCAUGGCGACGUGCUGACACACCCCUAGUCUGCCUUCCCCGAAGGGAGCAGGCUGCUUUGUUCCCACUUUGCCUUUUCUCCUCCACAACUCUGCUCGACCUGGAGCUGGGGUCCUGUGACACGGCUGGCAGCUCCAGGGCCCCUCAGGCAGCCCGGUGGGGCGAGGGAAACCCCGGCCUCGGCUCUCUGCCAGCUGUCCCCGCCCUCACUGCUCCCUGAUGCCCCCGACAUGGUCGUCCUAGUGGGAAAUGCAGCCUGUAUGUGGCAUGUGGGGGCGUGGAUAGAGUAUAGCUGUGAAAUCUGUGUACAUUACAUGUCCUUGGGAAUAAAUUCUUUUUUUGACUCUA
Messenger RNA from Rhinolophus ferrumequinum (greater horseshoe bat), 2725 nucleotides. RefSeq names its product choline kinase alpha (gene CHKA). Gene Ontology annotation, molecular function: choline kinase activity; ethanolamine kinase activity. The record is from RefSeq and is a predicted model, not a curated record. Gene Ontology annotation, biological process: CDP-choline pathway; phosphatidylethanolamine biosynthetic process. The coding region runs from base 244 to 1635 and encodes 463 amino acids. Gene Ontology annotation, cellular component: cytoplasm. NCBI's taxonomy places the organism in Eukaryota, Metazoa, Chordata, Mammalia, Chiroptera, Rhinolophidae. The transcript has 13 exons.